This is a messenger RNA of Penicillium cosmopolitanum, 1113 nucleotides long. Its product is annotated as NAD(P)/FAD-dependent oxidoreductase. The transcript has 3 exons. The record is from RefSeq and is a predicted model, not a curated record. Gene Ontology annotation, biological process: aerobic electron transport chain. Gene Ontology annotation, molecular function: NAD(P)H dehydrogenase (quinone) activity. Bases 1 to 1113 code for a protein of 370 amino acids. Lineage: Eukaryota; Fungi; Ascomycota; Eurotiomycetes; Eurotiales; Aspergillaceae.
AUGACGAAGAAAAUCGUCAUUAUCGGUGCUGGGUUCGCUGGUGUCUGGAGUGCCCUGUCGGCCAAGCGUCUGCUCGACCUUCGAAGCCAAAAUCAAGGCAUUGAAAUCUUGGUCAUUGCUCCUGAGCCCUCCUUGGUCAUUCGUCCGCGACUCUAUGAGGCAAACGCUUCCGACAUGACCCAUCCUCUUGGAGCUCUCUUUGAAGGAGCAAGAAUUGAAUUUCUUCAAGGCAUGGUGAGAUCUAUCAAUUACAAUGCGCAAACUCUGGACGUCCGCAGCUGGAAGCGCCGUUAUCCGGCCAAAGAGUAUCCCGGAAUCCAGCAACACACAUUUGACAUUGAUUCGCUGGAAUCUGCAACGAAACUCGAAACUCAUCUGCGGGAUCUCGCUUCCCUUCCACCAAGCCCGGGUCGCAAUACCAUCGUGGUGUGCGGUGGUGGUUUCACGGGCAUUGAGCUAGCAACCGAACUACCCAAGCGUCUUGGCCAUAUCAGUGAUUAUCGCGUCGUUCUGGUUGAAAACACAGACCAAAUCGGCCUGGCGCUUGGACCGGGACCCCGCCCUGUCAUUACUCAGGCCUUAGAAGACCUCGGAAUAGAGGUCAAGGCUGGGUCUCCCGUUGCGAAAUUGACCCCGAUGGCGUUUCUCUUGCUUCUGCAGUUUCCCGCUCCUAAAGAUGAGCUGUCUCGCCUCCAUGUCGACCAGUAUCUUCGAAUUCCUACAAUCGAGAAUGCCUUCGCCACGGGAGAUGCUGCGUCUGCUCUUGCCGAUACCAAAGGACAUUAUGCCCUUAUGUCCUGCCAGCAUGCUCUGCAACUGGGUCGCGUGUCGGGCCAUAAUGCGGCUGCGGACCUUCUGGGCGAACCGAUGAUCGAGUACUCCCAAGCCGCCUAUAAUUGCUGUCUGGACCUUGGCUCCUGGGGUGCUGUGAUCUCUGCCGGUUGGGAUAGGAAGGUCAAGCAUACUGGAGAUGUAGCAAAGCGAGUGAAAUGUUAUAUCAACCAGCAAUUGAUCUAUCCUCCCCACGAUUCUCAGGAAGCGCUUACUUUGGCGAACCCUAAUUGGCCCGACUCUGAUCAACUAUUCGAACAAAUGCUGCAAGCUGUGGGUUAG